CCACCAAUGACUUCGUACAACCAUCGCACAGCUUCUGGUUCCGCAUCGCUCGGGACAACGACUGAAUUCGAGAUCUUGAGAGCUUCACACAAGUUCCUGCGUGAAGAUGACGCGGAAAAUCUGGACUGGAACGAGCAGUUGGCGAGGAAAUAUUACUCCAGUCUCUUUCGCGAGUUCGCAUUGUGCGAUUUGAAGCACUACAAGACAGGGAAUUUUGCGCUUCGAUGGCGAACAGAAGGGGAGGUGCUCUCUGGCGCCGGCGAGACUACGUGCGGAAAUUCGCGCUGUCGGCAUCAUGCCCCUCCAGAUCAUGACCCAGACAGUAUUCCCUCGACCUCACUGAAGACCCUCGAGCUCCCUUUUGCAUAUGAGGAACACGGAGAAAUGAAAAGCGCCCUGGUCAAAGUGGUCUUGUGUGACAAAUGUUGCAAGAAGUUGAUGUGGAAGCGAAACAAAGAGAAAGAGGAAAUCAUGAAGUUGGCUUCGUCGUCCUCUUCGAAAGAGGCAGAGCGCGCGAAGGAACGCAAGCCACCACAGGAUCCUUCAGCAAGGGGUGAUUGGGAUGAACGUCCGGUCCAUCGAGAAGAUCAGAUAGGCGACAGAAUCGGGGGAGAGGAGGAAGAGAAAGAGUCAGGUCGACAAUUAUAUCGACAUGGACGACGCUCUCGCUCGCAGUCACCAACAGAGAAAUCUGCCUCACAUCGCUCCCAUCGAAGGCGGUCUCGAUCACCUCGAAGUCGUAAGAUUUAGAAGGGUUUAGCGUUGGUUGUUGAAGUGAAUAUCAGAUGAUGCACACAUCCUUCAUGUGCUCACUACAUGAUAGCAUAGACGACGUCCGCGAACGAUAUCAUGGUCAUUGAUCAUUUUUCGGCUCCCAAGCGCCUUUUUGUUAUAUGUCAAGGCAUCUUAUUACCGUUUGUACGAUAACAAUCGAUAGGAGUAUAUGAUACAGAGAUGAUCUUCAG
Messenger RNA from Heterobasidion irregulare TC 32-1, 965 nucleotides. RefSeq lists its product as uncharacterized. Lineage: Eukaryota; Fungi; Basidiomycota; Agaricomycetes; Russulales; Bondarzewiaceae. Gene Ontology annotation, biological process: dephosphorylation. The record is from RefSeq and is a predicted model, not a curated record. Bases 7 to 750 code for a protein of 247 amino acids. Gene Ontology annotation, molecular function: phosphatase activity. The transcript has 3 exons.